CUAUCCGUUUGUUUGGCUCAUUCACGCAUCUGCAGUUCUGAAGUUCGCCACAGCACAGCUGUGUUCGUCCACAUGCUCAGUCAGCAAACAGCCAUAUUUGAGCACCAGUUGCUCUGAUUAUGAACAUGUCUAACAGCAGUCUCACACUCUUAAAGAAGCAGUUAACAAACAGAGGACUUACGCUCUUUCAGUAAGUUUUAUAUAGUCUUGUACUGUUUCAGAACCAUGGCCUUCUUGGGAACAGCAGCACGGAGGGUGAUGGCAUGCCAAAAGCCCCUCUUGCCCCUCUGCCAUGCCACCACCCGCUGCUAUAGCUCCCAGUCGACACACACCACAGAGAAGAGCGUCCCCUAUGAGAAGACCCUCAAACAGGAGGAUGGCAUCAGUGGACCCACCAAACCCCUGCCGAAGUUUGCAGAUGUUGUGGUGAUUGGAGGAGGAAGCCUGGGUUGCCAGACCCUCUACCACCUGUGUAAACUGGGCAUGACCAAUGUGGUUCUGCUGGAGAGGGACAGGUUGACUGCAGGCACCACCUGGCACACGGCAGGACUUUUGUGGCAGUUAAGACCUAGUGACACUGAGGUGGAGCUGUUGGCUCAUACUCGCAACGUGAUCAGCUCAGAGUUGGAGGAGGAGACUGGCCUCGAGACAGGCUGGAUCCAAAAUGGAGGCCUGUUCAUUGCUUCCAACAAGCAGCGACUGGACGAGUACAAGCGCCUCAUGUCGCUGGGUAAAGCAUACGGCAUUGAGUCAUACGUCCUAUCACCUGCUGAGACCAAGGACCUGUAUCCUCUGAUGAAUGUGAAAGAUCUUUAUGGCACACUUUACGUGCCUAAAGAUGGCACCAUGGACCCAGCGGGCACCUGCACCACCCUCUCCAGAGCAGCCACCGCACGUGGUGCCACUGUGAUCGAGAACUGUCCAGUGACGGGUAUCCAGAUCAAGGUUGAUGAUUUGGGCAUUAAGAGACUGAAAGCGGUAGAAACCGCUCAUGGGACCAUCCAAACACCAUGUGUGGUGAAUUGUGCAGGUGUCUGGGCCACUAAGCUGGGUAAAAUGGCAGGCGUCAAUGUUCCUUUGAUUGCCAUGCACCAUGCUUAUGUCGUCACAGAAAGAAUCGAGGGAAUUCAGAAUAUGCCCAACGUCAGGGACCAUGAUGCGUCAGUCUACCUCCGUCUCCAAGGUGACGCUCUUUCUGUGGGAGGCUACGAACACAACCCCAUAUUCUGGGAGGAUGUGUCUGAUAGGUUUGCCUUCAGCUUGUUUGAUCUGGACUGGGAUGUCUUUAUGCAGCACAUCGACGGUGCCGUGAACAGAGUACCUGCUCUGGAACAAACUGGAAUCAAAUCCACUGUCUGUGGUCCAGAAUCCUUCACUGCAGAUCACAAGCCCCUGAUGGGUGAAGCACCCGAAGUGAGAGGCUUUUUCCUUGGAUGUGGUUUCAACAGUGCAGGUAUGAUGUUAGGAGGAGGAUGUGGCAAAGAGCUGGCUCACUGGAUCAUUCACGGGCGUCCCGAAAAAGACAUGUAUGGAUAUGAUAUCAGGCGGUUCCAUCAUUCCCUGACCAACAACAACCGCUGGAUCAGAGAGCGGAGUCAUGAAUCGUAUGCCAAAAACUAUUCAGUAGUUUUCCCGUUUGAUGAACCUUUGGCCAGCCGCAACAUGAGGAAAGACCCCUUCCACCAGGUGCUACAGGAACAGGGCUGUGUGUUUCAAGAGAGACACGGUUGGGAGAGACCUGGAUGGUUCAACCGGGAUGGACCUGCUCCAAUUCUGGAUUAUGAUUACUAUAGUGCCUACGAUGUUCCCAAGAACAAUGAUUACAAAUACAGCGAGAUACUAGGCAAAGAGUACACGUUUGACUUCCCUCCACAUCAUUAUGUGAUUCGGGACGAGUGUCUGACCUGCAGGAAUGCUGUAGCUGUGUUUGAUAUGUCCUACUUCGGCAAGUUUUACCUGACUGGUCCGGAUGCAAAGAAGGCAGCUGAUUGGCUGUUUACAGCUGAUGUCAACAAAGCUCCAGGCUCCACUGUCUACACCUGCAUGUUAAACAAGAGGGGCGGAGUCGAGUCUGACCUCACCAUCAGUCGUUUGGAGCCAAGCCCCGCCCACCUCCCACUGACACCCGAAUCUAAUGGUGAGGCGUAUUACCUGGCCAUCGGAGGUGGAGUGGCGCAGCAUAACUGGAGCCAUAUUCAGGCAGUGCUGCAGGACCAGGGUUUCUGCUGCACACUAAUAGACCACACUGAGGACAUGGGCAUGAUCAGCAUACAGGGACCCAAGAGCCGUGAGCUGCUGCAGGAAGUGCUGGACUCUGACCUCAGCAGCGAUGCGUUUCCCUUCUCCACACACAAGAUAGUGAACGCCGCUGGACACAAGGUGAGGGCCAUGCGUUUGUCAUUCGUGGGUGAGAUGGGCUGGGAGCUUCACAUCCCUAAAGAGUCCUGUCUGCCCGUCUACCACGCCGUCAUGGCCGCAGGGGCCAAAUAUGGCAUUUGUAAUGCUGGCUACAGGGCCAUUGACUCAUUGAGCAUUGAGAAAGGUUACAGACAUUGGCAUGCAGAUCUGCGGCCUGAUGACACUCCACUAGAGGCAGGACUUGCAUUCACCUGUAAGAUGAAGACCUCCAUUCCCUUCCUGGGCCGGAAGGCGCUGGAGGCCCAAAAGGCUGAGGGCCUGCGCAGACGAAUCGUCUGCUUCACAGUUGAUGAGAAAGUGCCAAUGUUUGGUCUGGAAACUAUUUUCCGCAAUGGUGUUCCUGUGGGCCACCUGAGGCGCUCCGAAUUUGGAUUUUCCAUUGACAAGACCAUUGGCUAUGGUUAUAUCCGCAACCCAGAUGGUGGAGUGGUGAGCCCUGAUUUCGUCCGCAGCGGUGAAUUCACUCUGGAGAGGAUGGGCGUCACAUACAAGGCUACGGCUCACCUGAAAUCUCCGUUUGACCCCGAGAACAAGCGUGUUAAGGGCAUCUACGGCUGAACAAAGCCAGAAUGUAACUGGUCCAGACUGAUUCAGUGUAACUGAGGUAAAUGUUUACAGGCCUUUAUCCAACACAUCAGCAUCAGCAUUCCAGGACAGAACUAAAUACACUUCUGUAUUUAUAUUCACUGUCUUUAAGGGAUGAUGCACCAUAAAGAUCAUAGAAGAACAAUGAACUAAUGUGAAUUUCAGAAAUAGCCUGGUUAUACAGUGUAAUAGUGUUCAGCUUCUUUCAGUGCCUUAAAUUUCAUCUUUUUCAGAAAGAAAUCAUUUAUAUUUUUCAGAAAACCAUGAGCCUGUCUCUGACUUUUUUGUACUAGCUUGAAUAUUCGUGAGUGUUUUCAUAGAAUAGCUGUGCAUUAAAGAUGUUAGUCUUGGUUAAAUAUAAAAUCAAAUCAAAUAAAAGAUAAUAAUAAUAUAAUGGUUUGAUUACUGUAACUUUUGCCAAAUAUAAAUCUGGGCCAUCAGUUCAUCCACAUGUACUGUAACCAUUAAAUUAACAUUUCACUGGAUUUUAACCAGUAAAAACAAUAACCAAGGCAUUUAAUUUCCUUAUUGCUAAUAAUAGUAAUUCUUUCUAAAGUCUGCCCUUUAAGCUGUCUGCUCUUUAACUUCAUUUGUUGUUUAAAUGGAAAGUG
Molecule: messenger RNA, 3614 nt
Organism: Sinocyclocheilus anshuiensis
Lineage: Eukaryota; Metazoa; Chordata; Actinopteri; Cypriniformes; Cyprinidae
Gene: sardh
Product: sarcosine dehydrogenase
Exons: 21
Coding region: 226-2976 (916 amino acids)
Cellular component (GO): mitochondrion
Molecular function (GO): protein binding
Source: RefSeq, a predicted model, not a curated record